Molecule: messenger RNA, 2097 nt
Organism: Sphenostylis stenocarpa
Lineage: Eukaryota; Viridiplantae; Streptophyta; Magnoliopsida; Fabales; Fabaceae
Source: the annotation of a GenBank genome assembly
AUGGACCACCACAAAGAGCGAGUAAAGAGUGGGUGCCAGAAGAUUUUGGAAGGAAUAAAUUCAAUGUCUUUGGUAAAUUUAGAUGACCAACAAGUGCAUUCUUUAGUGAUGAUGAGAGAAAUAGCACGUGGGGUUGUUGAUGAUCGAGAUAGAAAGGUGACUAAGAGUGAUGUGAUCACUGCCUUGCGCUGCAGCAUUGAGAAAAUGGUCUGUGCAUCCAGGGAUAUCAUUCAGAUAUUAAGUAGGAUAUCCUUUGAUGGUGUGGAUGACCAAAGGAUGCAUUUAGUCACGAGGAUGAAGGAAAUUGCUCAUAGGAUUAUUGAUAAACAACCUAGAGUUGCAAUACCUAGGCCCGACUUGCUUGCUGAACAAGUUGGCUUUGUGGAUGAAGGGAUGCCAGAUAGUCUCAUCAAAGAGUCAACCAAGAUUUGCAAUAACGAUGCCCUAAUCGAUGGGGCACUGAGCAUGACUAAUGAAGAUGAAAUGUUGGAUGUAGGACAUGUUUUAAGGUUUGAGAAUGGAAUAGAUGAAAUUCAGGAGUCUUUGUUACCGUGCUUUCAGCAAUUUCUUAUGUGGCCGCCUGAUGAUUGCGUCACCAUAGGGUGGGUUCAGGACAUGAUGACCAUCCUUGAGCAGGCUUCACAGAAGAUGUUGCCAUCUGAAUUCUGUCACGUUGUGCCGCCCCUUUUGGUGUACAACUUGGCAGACGCUGCUUGCAGGAUUUUAAGUAAAGAACCAAACUGUGUGGAGAUCAAUGGCCAAGUAGAAGAUUCAAGAGUAAUUGUAGUGGGCGAUAUACACGGGCAGUUUCAUGAUUUAAUGUUUAUUUUCAAGCACGCAGGAGUGCCCUCUGAGAACCAGAUUUAUGUUUUUAAUGGAAAUUAUGUAGAUAAAGGAGCUUGGGGAAUUGAAGUAUUGAUGCCUCACAGAGUAUAUCUACUUCGUGGAAAUCAUGAAUCAAGAUAUUGCACUGCGAGAUAUGGUUUUAAGAAGGAGGUGUGGGCGAAAUAUGGUGAUCAAGGUGAAGAUGUCUACAAUAAAUUCCUAGAGUGUUUCAAGGAGCUUCCGUUAGCUUCAGUUAUUGCAAACUGUGUUUAUACUACACAUGGAGGACUUUUCCGUAGUAUACAUGCAGCCCCCUCACAGAAACCAAAGCGGAAUAAAAUAUGGAGGGUGGAUCUUGGCUCUUUAGCCGAGUUAUCUGAAGCGAAUCGAUCUUGUGUAGAUUGUCCUUAUGAAGGUCCUAACAUUUUGUUGAGCGAUGUUCUCUGGUCAGGACCAUCUAACAGGUAUGGCCUGAGGUAUAAUACAGGUGGUCAAAAGUUAGGUUUAUUGUGGGGUCCUGAUUGCACUGAGGCAUUCUUAAAGCAGCACAAUUUAAAGUCAGAGAACUUAAUUGGCUGUCUUCCUAUUGUUUUGGAGAAUGAGCCUGGUCUAUCACAUGAAGGACCCGAUGCAAGGGCUGGUAGAGAUGAUGAUCUUGGGGAUAUGCUGUGUGGAUACAGUAUAGAUCAUGAUGGAGAAUCGGGGAAACUAUGUACACUUUUUAGUGCUCCAGACUAUCCACAGUUUGGUAAAAGGAGGUGUGAUAAUAAGGGAGCAUAUGCCGUAUUGAAGUCACCUGAUUUUGCGAGUCCUUCCUUUCACUCAUUCAAAGGGACAGAAAGACCAAUGGUGGAUCCUUAUGUUGAUUUUGGUGCUAAUAAUUUGGACUCCAGUAAACUAGACUCUUCUCAAAGUGCCUCAACCUCUACCCUUUCUGCUUCUGAAAGAUUUUAUCCAGAAGGGAUGAAACCCGAGUUUGACUUUGGGGCAUUAGGCCUAUACAAUGCCCCAUGUUGGAGUGUUGAGCUUCCUGAUGGUUCAGGUGGUACUCAAGUUGUGGAGGUUCCUAGGGCAUCAAUAGUGGAAGGGUUGCCUCUGCCUCCUAACAUACAGGAGCCACACAAGGCUGCUUAUGAGUAUUUGUUUGAGCUAGUGGCUGGCCUGAAACAUAUGAUUGUAACAAGGGAGACUGAGAAUAGGGCCCGUAUGUCUGCUUUGAGAAGUAAAGCUAGGAAACGAAAGGCUUGUAAAGGCUGUUACCUCCUCCGGUAG